AUAAGGUAAGAUUACAGUAAGCCACAAUCAGCUGAUGCAUGAUGAUAACAACAACACAACACAAUGUUUGCUCAUUUGAUAACACCCUGAUAUUAAAUGAUGUUGGUCUACAUCUUGUCAAAAAGGGGGACUUGUCCACCGUGCUCUCGUGACACUGAUACACUGUCAGUUCUAUACAGUGCACUUGUUACUGAUAAUGGAAGCCAAAAGAAAUUGUAAGUAGUGAGGGGGCACAGCUGUUUUAUCCUGUAGAGGAGAGAUUUUAGGGAGCACAGCUGUUUUAUCCUCUAGAGAGGAGAGAUUUUAGGGGGCACAGCUGUUUUAUCCUCUAGAGAGGAGAGAUAUUAGGGGGCUACGAUGGAUUCUAGUACUGAAGAUACCCUGGAUUACCUUAAACCAAAGCCAGCAGAGAGUGAACCACUGCUGGGGAAAACUACAUCUGCACCCUCAGGUUUUGGAAAGCGACAUGUUUUGGCUUUCUGGGCAUUCCUGGGAUUUUUUAAUGUGUAUUGUUUACGUGUGAACCUGAGCGUAGCCUUGGUUGCCAUGGUGAACUCCACAGACGAUGGAUCGUCUUCCGAUAACGCUACUGAGUGUUUAGAGGAUGCUCCUGCCAACACAACCUCAUCAUCAAGUACUGGCGAGUUUAACUGGGACUCCAACACCCAGUCGCUGGUGCUAGGAGCAUUUUUCUACGGCUACAUCAUCACUCAGAUUCCUGGGGGGUGGCUGGCAGAAGUUUUUGGUGGGAAGAAACUGUUUGGACUCGGUGUACUGUGCACGGCCAUCCUAACCCUGCUGACCCCUCUAGCUGCUCGGUGGAAUCUGUACGUCUUCAUUGCUCUCCGAGUCAUAGAAGGAAUAGGAGAGGGGGUGACAUUUCCUGCCAUGAAUGCUAUGUGGGGAAAGUGGGCUCCUCUCUGGGAGAGAAGCAAACUACUCAGUUUUACUUAUGCUGGUGCCCAGCUAGGGACUGUGUUCUCAAUGCCUAUCUCAGGAAUUCUGUGUAAAUCGAACUUUUUAGGUGGCUGGCCAUCUGUAUUCUAUGUGUUUGGUGCCCUUGGCUGUGUGUGGUUUGUUAUAUGGAUGUUGAUUGUUCACGACACACCCGCCCAACAUCCAGGGAUCUCCAAGGAGGAGAGAGAAUACAUUGAGACAUCUGUGGGGACUCGAUUAAAAGUGAAGACCCCUUGGCUGGCCAUUUGGACCUGUCCAGCCCUGUAUGCUAUCUGUGUGGCCCAUUUUUGUAACAACUGGGGAUUUUACACAAUGCUCACUUGUUUACCAACCUAUAUGAAGAAAAUUCUUCACUUUGAUGUGCAGCAGGACGGCUUUCUCUCAGCGUUGCCCUAUUUAGUAUGCUGGAUGUGUCAGACUUCAUCAGGACAAAUUGCAGACUUCAUAAGGAGGAAUAAAUAUCUAAGCACUGUAUCUACCAGAAAACUGUUCAACUCGUGUGGCUUACUUUUCCCAGCCAUCCUGUUGUGUUGUGUCCAGUUUGCAGGCUGUAACCAUGCAGCAGUAGUUGCCAUAGUAACCUUUGCCGUGGGGCUGGGAGGGUUAUGUAUGGGCGGGUUUAACUGUAAUCACAUUGACAUCGCUUCCAAUUUCUCAGGAACUCUAAUGGGCAUUACCAACAUGUUUGCCACAAUCCCAGGAUUCCUUGGGCCAGCUGUGGUUGGAUGGCUGACCAGUCAUGAGAAUACACGGGGACAGUGGCAGAUUGUGUUUUACAUCUCGGCAGCGAUCUAUGUGACGGGAUGCCUGUUCUUCAAUGUGUUUGCCAAAGGAGAAGAACAAUCUUGGAACAAUCCUGAGGUGUCUGUGUUAGUGUUUAAAGGAAGGACAAUCAAUGAUCGAGAACAGUCGGACAGCAGCAGGGAGAGCACACUGGCCAAAGUCCAGGCAUAUUGACCAAUUACUGGACACUGUCCGGGGAAUUUCCAAGACAUCGAAUGCUAGGAAACUACUUGGAGGGAAUCCCUAGAGUGUUUUUAGAACAAUUAUAAAAAGGAAGUAUAUGUUAUGUUUAGUCAGAGGUGUUGGCUGUACAGCCACUGUUCUAUCAUCUGUGGGGCGUUUAGUUAUACAGCCACUGUUCUGUAGUUUGUGAUGCAUUUGCUGUACAAACAUUUGCCCAGUGAAUGGUGGAUUGGAUUGCAACACGGGUAAAAUUGUAUCCAAUUUGUUGUUUUUACAGUAUGUUAUGAAAAUGUGUACUGGAUACAGCUUUGCAAACUGCUGAUGUACAUCUUAAUUAGUUUGAAUGAUUGGGUGUGAAAAUGUUGUGAAUGCAUGUGUUGAAAAUGUACGUUCCACUUAAAAUUUUGGCACUAUGAGCCUCUUGUGUUUUUGAAAUGAUAUGAAAUUGUUAAUUUUUGAAGAAUAAAAUUGUUUCAUUUUUUGUUGGAA
This is a messenger RNA of Ostrea edulis (European flat oyster), 2412 nucleotides long. RefSeq names its product sialin-like. The transcript is spliced from 11 exons. Bases 358 to 1914 code for a protein of 518 amino acids. The record is from RefSeq and is a predicted model, not a curated record. Lineage: Eukaryota; Metazoa; Mollusca; Bivalvia; Ostreida; Ostreidae. Gene Ontology annotation, molecular function: transmembrane transporter activity. Gene Ontology annotation, biological process: monoatomic anion transport; transmembrane transport.